GUUUAUUUGGUAUUGGAUCAUUGGUUUUAAGAGGAUCUGGAUGUGUUAUAAAUGAUUUAUGGGAUGUGAAUAUUGAUAGAAAAGUUGAAAGAACAAGAAAUAGACCACUUGCUUCGGGUCUUGUUACACCUUUUCAAGCUUUGGUUUUUCUUAUAUUACAAUUAUCUGUUGGUUGGUCUGCUAUGGUUGAAGAAGGAAUCGAUUUAUCUGUUACACUUCCACUUUAUGGAGCUGGUGUAUUUUGGACUUUAACGUAUGAUACAAUUUAUGCACAUCAGGACAAAAAAUUUGAUAAAUUAAUUGGCGUAAAGUCAACUGCGUUAUUAUUUAAUAAUAAUUCAAGGAUAUGGCUAUCAUUAUUUUCAGGAUCAAUGAUUUCUUGCUUAAUUCUAAGUGGUUACAUGAAUGAUCAAGGCUUACCCUAUUAUUUAUUAUCAUGUAUGGGUGCUAGUAUACAUUCAAUUUGGCAAUUGAAAACUGUAGAUUUUGAUAAUGUUGUUGAUUGUGGAAAGAAAUUUAAAAGUAAUAAAUGGUUAGGAAUAAUAGUGUUGAGUGAACCUGAUUUUUUUUAA
Entrophospora sp. SA101 is the source of this 572-nucleotide messenger RNA. The record is from the annotation of a GenBank genome assembly. Lineage: Eukaryota; Fungi; Glomeromycota; Glomeromycetes; Entrophosporales; Entrophosporaceae.